AAACAAAAACGGCAUAUUUUGGUUUAGUAAUCUCUCUAUAGAUCCGUUUAAAUAUAGACAUUUUCAAGAUAUUUCAACAUAGUUUUCUCUCCCGUCGUCUGUCAUGGCUGGGAUUAUGGAAACAGAGGAGCAGGCAAGAAACCGUUUCCAGCUGGAGUUGGAGUUUGUUCAGUGCCUAGCGAACCCAAACUAUCUGAACUUUCUGGCUCAACGAGGUUACCUGAGAGAGAAGCCUUUUGUCAAUUACUUGAAGUAUCUACUUUACUGGAAAGAACCAGAAUAUGCUAAAUUCCUGAAAUAUCCUCAUUGUCUGCACAUGUUAGAGCUGUUGCAGUAUGAGCACUUCCGAAAGGAGCUGGUGAAUGCGCAGUGUGCCAAGUUCAUAGACGAACAGCAGAUCCUACACUGGCAGCAUUACUCACGGAAGCGCACGCGCUUACAGCAAGCGCUCGUGGAGCAGCAGCAGCAACAGCAGCCACAGGCUCCAUCCCAUGGCAACACCACCUCCAAAUGAGGCAGUUAACAUGCUCCUGCUGCCAGUUACUCUUUCACUGGAGCAUUUUUGUAAAAAAUCAUUUUCAAACGGGCUUUAUCCCAAAUUCCUAAUGUUGUGUCUGUUUAUAUACGACUGGAGAGAAAGGUAAAAUAGCUUCAAAAGAAGGUAAGGGCAGAGUGAAAUAGAUUGUCGUCGAGCAGUAUGUCUUGUCUUACAGUUUCUAGCUCCACCUGCCACAUGCUUUAUCUUAUAAAUAUUUGUAUUAUGUAUAUGUAUGCAUUUUGGACAAAAACAGAAACCCAAAUCCAAAAUAAAGAUUUGUAUUACUUCAUUG
Messenger RNA from Rhinichthys klamathensis goyatoka, 830 nucleotides. RefSeq names its product mediator complex subunit 31 (gene med31). Gene Ontology annotation, cellular component: core mediator complex; mediator complex. The transcript is spliced from 4 exons. Lineage: Eukaryota; Metazoa; Chordata; Actinopteri; Cypriniformes; Leuciscidae. Gene Ontology annotation, biological process: regulation of transcription by RNA polymerase II. Gene Ontology annotation, molecular function: transcription coregulator activity. The record is from RefSeq and is a predicted model, not a curated record. Bases 104 to 514 code for a protein of 136 amino acids.